Molecule: messenger RNA, 3661 nt
Organism: Orycteropus afer afer
Lineage: Eukaryota; Metazoa; Chordata; Mammalia; Tubulidentata; Orycteropodidae
Gene: IPO8
Product: importin 8
Biological process (GO): protein import into nucleus
Cellular component (GO): nuclear envelope; cytosol
Molecular function (GO): small GTPase binding
Source: RefSeq, a predicted model, not a curated record
GAGUCAGAGUGGCGCAGCAAGUGGCUGCAGGUGGCGACGGUGGCGGGGAGUGGGGAGUGAGGUAGUGCAGGGGUUCCGGAGGAGGAGGCUGAGAGAGUCAAAAGGAAAACUAAAGCUGCUGUCUGGCCUACUGAUCCGGGGGCCGCGAAGCCCCCACCGAGGGAGAUGGACCUCAACCGGAUCAUCCAGGCGCUGAAAGGUACUAUCGACCCGAAGCUGCGAAUUGCAGCUGAGAAUGAGCUCAACCAGUCCUACAAGAUUAUCAAUUUUGCCCCCAGUUUACUUCGGAUUAUAGUCUCUGACCAUGUGGAAUUCCCAGUACGCCAGGCAGCUGCCAUUUACCUGAAGAACAUGGUGACACAGUACUGGCCAGACCGAGAACCUCCACCAGGAGAAGCAGUAUUUCCAUUCAACAUUCAUGAAAAUGAUCGCCAGCAGAUACGUGAUAACAUUGUGGAAGGAAUAAUUCGGUCUCCAGAUUUAGUGAGAGUCCAGUUAACAAUGUGUCUCCGUGCCAUCAUUAAACAUGAUUUUCCUGGUCACUGGCCAUCGGUAGUUGACAAGAUAGACUAUUACUUGCAAUCACAGAGCAGUGGAAGCUGGCUUGGCAGCUUAUUAUGUCUGUAUCAACUGGUGAAGACAUACGAGUAUAAGAAAGCUGAGGAAAGAGAACCCCUCAUAGCAGCAAUGCAAGUAUUUCUGCCUCGAAUUCAGCAGCAAAUCAUCCAGCUCCUUCCUGAUUCUUCCCAUUAUUCUGUAUUACUACAGAAACAGAUUCUGAAAAUCUUUUAUGCACUUGUUCAGUAUGCAUUGCCUCUUCAGCUGAUGAAUAACCAAAUGAUGACAGAAUGGAUGGAGAUCUUUCGAACUAUUAUUGACAGAACAGUUCCUCCUGAGACUCUGCAAAUUGAUGAGGAUGAUAGACCAGAACUAGUAUGGUGGAAGUGUAAGAAGUGGGCAUUGCAUAUUGUAGCUCGUCUGUUUGAACGGUAUGGAAGCCCAGGAACUGUCACAAAAGAGUACUUUGAAUUUUCUGAAUUCUUCUUGAAAACCUAUGCAGUGGGAAUUCAGCAGGUACUUCUAAAAAUUUUAGACCAAUACAGACAGAAAGAGUACGUAGCCCCCCGUGUUCUUCAGCAAGCAUUCAACUAUCUCAAUCAAGGGGUUGUUCAUUCUGUUACCUGGAAGCAGAUGAAGCCACACAUACAGAAUAUCUCUGAGGAUGUGAUUUUUUCUGUAAUGUGUUAUAAAGAUGAAGAUGAAGAGCUGUGGCAAGAAGAUCCAUAUGAGUAUAUCAGAAUGAAAUUUGAUAUUUUUGAAGAUUAUGCUUCUCCCACCACAGCAGCUCAGGCUCUCUUAUAUACUGCUGCAAAGAAAAGAAAAGAGGUGUUGCCAAAAAUGAUGGCAUUCUGUUAUCAAAUCCUAACAGACCUGAACUUUGACCCUAGGAAGAAAGAUGGAGCUCUGCAUGUGAUUGGUUCCCUAGCUGAUAUUUUAUUGAAGAAGAGUUUAUUCAAGGACCAAAUGGAGUUGUUGCUGCAGAAUCAUGUGUUUCCAUUAUUAUUGUCUAACCUGGGAUAUCUUCGAGCCAGAUCCUGUUGGGUACUUCAUGCAUUCAGUUCUUUGAAGUUUCAUAAUGAACUCAACCUAAGAAAUGCAGUUGAACUAGCAAAAAAGAGCCUGAUUGAAGAUAAAGAGAUGCCUGUCAAAGUAGAAGCUGCCCUUGCUCUUCAGUCAUUAAUUUCUAACCAGAUACAAGCUAAGGAAUAUAUGAAGCCACAUGUGAGAUCUAUCAUGCAGGAGCUGCUGCACAUUGUUAGAGAGACAGAAAAUGAUGAUGUUACUAAUGUUAUCCAGAAGAUGAUAUGUGAAUACAGUCAAGAGGUGGCCUCAAUUGCUGUUGAUAUGACACAACACUUGGCUGAAAUAUUUGGUAAAGUUCUUCAAAGUGAUGAAUAUGAAGAAGUUGAAGAUAAGACAGUAAUGGCUAUGGGAAUUUUACAUACCAUUGAUACUAUCUUGACAGUUGUAGAAGAUCAAAAAGAGGUUACUCAGCAGUUAGAGAAUAUCUGUCUGAGGAUCAUUGAUCUUGUUUUACAUAAACACGUAAUUGAAUUUUAUGAAGAAAUUCUUUCACUGGCAUAUAGUUUAACCUGCCAUAGUAUUUCCCCCCAAAUGUGGCAGCUUCUAGGUAUAUUAUAUGAAGUUUUUCAACAGGAUUGUUUUGAAUAUUUUACAGACAUGAUGCCUCUUUUGCAUAAUUACGUGACAAUAGACACAAAUACUUUACUAUCAAAUUCAAAGCAUUUAGAAAUACUUUUCACAAUGUGUAGAAAGGUACUGUCUGGAGAUGCAGGAGAAGAUGCAGAAUGCCAUGCAGCCAAACUUCUUGAAGUCAUCAUUCUUCAGUGCAAAGGAAGGGGAAUCGAUCAGUGCAUCCCACUCUUUGUUCAACUUGUUUUGGAGAGAUUAACCCGAGGAGUUAAAACUAGUGAGCUCCGUACUAUGUGUCUUCAGGUUGCGAUUGCUGCCUUGUACUACAACCCUGAUUUGCUGCUACAUACAUUAGAGCGAAUUCAGUUACCUCACAACCCUGGACCUAUAACUGUACAGUUUAUAAAUCAGUGGAUGAAUGAUACAGAUUGUUUUCUUGGGCAUCAUGACCGGAAGAUGUGUGUAAUAGGACUGAGUAUUCUUUUGCAAUUGCAGAAUCGACCUCCUGCAGUGGAUGCUGUGGUGGGACAGAUUGUUCCCUCAAUUCUUUUCCUCUUCCUUGGCCUAAAGCAGGUCUGUGCUUCUAGACAAUUGCUAGACCGGGGAGAUCACUCAAAAGCAGAGAAAGCUGAAAUAGAAGAAAAUGAGGAAAUAUCAAGUGAUGAAGAGGAGACAAAUGUAACUGCUCAGGCAAUGCAGUCAAAUAGUGGAAGAGGUGAAGAUGAGGAGGAAGAUGAUGAAGACUGGGAUGAAGAAGUAUUGGAAGAAACUGCUCUUGAGGGAUUCAGCACUCCACUUGACCUUGACAAUAGUGUGGAUGAAUAUCAGUUUUUUACACAAGCUCUGCUAACUGUGCAGAACCGGGAUGCUGCCUGGUACCAACUGCUGGUGGCACCCCUCAGUGAGGAUCAGAGGAGAGCACUGCAGGAGGUUUACACAGUGGCAGAGCACCGAAGGACGGUGGCAGAGGCAAAGAAGAAGAUUGAACAACAGGGAGGAUUCACAUUUGAAAACAAAGGAGUCCUCUCCGCAUUUAACUUUGGGUCGGUGCCCAGCAACAACUGAAGGAGGAAACAUCAACCGACCAAAGGUGUUCACUAUAUUUUAUUUCACAAGGGUGAUGUGAGGGCCAAAGGGAGGAAAUGAGGAGGCUGCCUUUCUGGUGUCCUCCUGCUGUACCAGCUACUGUCUGGCUUAGGCAGCACUUUUAUCCACUCUCCUCUUCCUCUUUGACCAUGCUCACCUGAAAACGUAAUUUAAACAGCUACUGUAAUGUAUGAAAGUAGACAGACUCAUUGAACUGAAAAGGACAAACCAUAAUGCUCCACGGGGAGAAUGACCAAGAUGGUUUUAGAGGAUUGGACUGAAUUGCACGUCUCAGGUUUUUGCCAUGCAGAAUCAGUGGAUUUAUGCGGAUAACAGUGCCUUCUGUUGUACAUGAAUUAUC